CUUGCUGCUUUCUGCUGCGCGGUUUAUACUGCCAACACAUUCUGAUUUCCCUUAGUUAUCUUUAGUCCGUCGCGUCGUUCGCAUCGUUCAUGAGGCAUUUGCGAUCUGGCGUCCUCAGCGGAAACCGCAACUGAGUGUUUCGAAAACGAACAACAGGAAUAAAACAGAAUAAACGCGCCAAAAAUAAGAUCAGAAGUUGCCACCAAUAUAACAGCGAAUAGCCAACUGCAACACGCCGCAUCAUCAUCAACGCAACGCCAGCAACAUCUUUCGACAACGCGACACCGACACCGACAACAUAUAAAUAUAUAGGAAAUGGCCACGCAACAGACCAAGUCGCAGGACGAGCUGGCAUCCAAUAACCUGCUAUCCAAACAGCCGGACAACAUUAAGGAGGAGAAUGAGAACGAGGAGGAAAUCGAUGAGGCAGCAGUGGUGGUACCGCCGGACAGUGGCUGGGCCUGGGUGGUAAUGGUAGCCUCCUUCCUCUGCUGCACGGUGAUCGACGGCAUUGUCUUUUGCUCACCACAAAUCCAGGAUCAGCUAAUGGCGGAAUUCGGUGUGAGCAAAGCCUAUGUGGCGUUUGUUUCAUCUUUGCUCAGUGGAUGCUACCUGAUGGCAGGACCAUUUGUAAGUGCCAUGGCCAAUCGGUUUGGCUUCCGUCCGGUCACGAUUACGGGCGCGAUAUUCGCAGCCAUCUGCUUUGGACUCUCCUAUUUCGCACCCAGUGUUGAGUUCUUGUUCCUUGUCUAUGGCGUUCUUGGAGGUAUCGGAUUCUGCAUGGUCUACAUCCCAGCUGUUGUGAUCAUUGGUUUCUACUUCGAGAAGUGGCGUGCUCUGGCCACUGGAGUGGCGAUGUGCGGUUCCGGAGUGGGAACAUUUGUGUUCGCACCACUAACCAAACUAUUGCUGAACAGCGGUUGGAGGACAACGCUGGCCGUCCAGGGACUCAUCGUGCUUUCAUGCGCCCUCUUUGGCUUGACCUUCAGACCCAUUCAACCGAUUACGCUGUCGGUGACCAACGAGGAGGGAGAUGAGAAGGAAAAAAGCAAGCUCAAUGGCCAUGGCAAUACGGUGGCGCCCACACCCCAGCUGCACCAGGCGGCCUUCACCAAGCCCCUUCCAGAAGGUCGUUUCGCCUACUCGAUGCCCAACUCCGCCCACAACACCUACAUGGGUGCUUCCCAGCGUAACCAUUAUCCCACUGCACAGGAGAUCUUCAAGGGCAUGAACCUGGAGCGUCGUCCUUCGGGCACCGCUCAGGGCAGCAAGGGCACCGAACUAAAGCAGCUUAGGAAGUCGCAGCCCACCACACCUAACGGAGAUCCACAACAACUGACCUUCAAUCUCCACAAAGAACUGACCACCGUGGGUGAGAACGAAGAGGAAGCCGAGAACGAUAACCUGUUGGAGACCGAGGCCAAGCCAGUGACCAUCCAGGCCCGCCGGCACACAGUAUCAGGACGCAGACCCCAAGACCUUGCCAAGCGAGCGGCUGCUGCUGGCAAUGAGGCUCAUCAUGGACAGGUGCACUCCUCAUCCAGACCCAUGUACCGUGACGAUAUCUUCUUCUCCGGAUCCCUUACCAGGAUUCCCCAAUACCAAUCGCAAACUUCCCUGGCCUACCACAUGUCCGUUACCCGUCUGCCCACCAAGCAGGACAUGCUGGAGGAUCGACAGAAGGGAUGCCGCAUCUGCCCAGAAGCAGUACGUCGUACCCUAUCUACCAUGCUGGACACCACGUUGCUCAAGUCGCCGGCCUUUAUGUGCCUGGCCUUCAGCGGUUUCCUGACUAUGAUGGGUUUCUUCGUGCCCUUUAGCUUCCUUGAACCUCGCGCCGUGAGUGAAGGAAUGGAUGGAAAAGCGGCCCUGGCGGUGAUUUCCGGCAUUGGUGUUGUAAAUACCAUCGCUAGGAUCGUGUGCGGAUCAAUCAGCUCAUUCCCUGCCGUCAAGCCUCUCUGGCUAAACAACUUCGCCCUAACCGCCGGCGGCAUCGCUACUAUUUUCAGUGGCGUAGUCGUGAACGCUACAACCCAGUGGGCCUUCGCUGUGUUCUUCGGUAUUUGCAUUGCCUGCUUCUCGGCCCUGCGAUCCCUGAUCGCGGUGGAGCUGAUUGGACUUGAGAAGCUGACCAACGCCUACGGAUUCCUGAUGCUGUUCCAGGGCUUGGCAGCCACCUUCGGCAGUCCCAUUGCUGGUGCCCUCUAUGUGAUGACUGGAAGCUAUAAUAUGGCCUUCUACUUCGCUGGCGGGCUGAUCCUGAUCUCGGCCUUCCUGUGCUAUCCACUCACUUGGGUAGCCAGGUGGGAGCAGAAACGCAACGAGAAGCUGAGCCCCUUGCCCGCAGCUUAAGAAGCGUUGGAGAUCAGAGCGAAAGAAUACCUGCCGGAAAGCCUGAACGCCGUGUCAUCGCAGCCACAACUAUCUUCGAUGGCACCUUUCGGUUUUGGCAACACUAAUUGCCAAUCACUCGAUGUUCAUGUCGAUGGAGCUCUAGAUUUCGGAGGAAAGCGAGUGCGGAAGCGUGUUCCGAGUACUUAAUACGUUAAGAUAAGACUAAUCGUAAUGUUGUGCCUUCAGCGAUAUCGAGUGCCUAUCACACACACACCUUACCCCAAAUCACACGCAUAACAGCAGAGUGGAGCGAGUGUAAAUUAUGUUUCUAUAAGCUUUAGUGGAGGAGCCCAGAUGUGGACUAGAAUUUAGCAGUUAGGCUAAGCGAAGGAUCGGAGAGGAGAAGAAGAACCGAACACAUUAUUAAUAUUAUUAUGAUAGCCCGUAAGCAGCUGAGCACAUGGUUAUGGCUGGGCCACAAGUCGACUGCCAAGUUAAGAAUCGUUUGUUGAGUUAUGUAUUUAACAUGAUAGGGAACGAGCAUUUGUUUACCUUCUAAGAGAUAUGGUACUGCACCGCCAUCACGGACUUGUUACAUAGCUAGCUAGAUAUACUUUUAUCAAUCAAUCAAUCAAUUAAAGACGCGGACUGGCAAACGGGCGGGGUUAAUGCACCCGCCGCCGAUCGUGGGAUUAGCCGAACGUGGACGAAUCAAAUAAACAAUCAGCCACAUGAUGAGGCAUCUGGUGUACAAGUGCUGUGCUCUUAUGCAAACAGAUUUAUAUAUUACACGAUACAAAUACAAAAAGCAAACAAAAACACACACACGAACCGCUACAUACUCAGCACGUUGAGUGCGUUUCGCGUUAUCGUUUAUCAACUACAAUUGCAUUAAAACAGGAUUGAAUGAUUUAUAUUACAUUUAAAUUAAUGAGUUUACAUUGCAUUGCAUGCGACAUAAGGUUACACUUCAUAAACAAUAAAGACGAUUUCAAUAAUACGAA
Drosophila eugracilis is the source of this 3338-nucleotide messenger RNA. RefSeq names its product monocarboxylate transporter 3. Gene Ontology annotation, molecular function: monocarboxylic acid transmembrane transporter activity. Bases 316 to 2352 code for a protein of 678 amino acids. The record is from RefSeq and is a predicted model, not a curated record. Gene Ontology annotation, biological process: monocarboxylic acid transport; transmembrane transport. Lineage: Eukaryota; Metazoa; Arthropoda; Insecta; Diptera; Drosophilidae. The transcript has 4 exons.